Molecule: messenger RNA, 2767 nt
Organism: Amaranthus tricolor (Joseph's coat)
Lineage: Eukaryota; Viridiplantae; Streptophyta; Magnoliopsida; Caryophyllales; Amaranthaceae
Product: pentatricopeptide repeat-containing protein At3g04130, mitochondrial
Exons: 3
Coding region: 192-1781 (529 amino acids)
Molecular function (GO): protein binding
Source: RefSeq, a predicted model, not a curated record
CAUUCCCCCAUGUUCACGAACACCCUCCCCGUCCAUUCCAUUUUCACCCCCCCUGUUCCCUACUUCCGUUCCCUCUCACUUUCACUAGCACUUGUACAGUUUUGGGCAGCAUCAACUCCCAAAGUUUAAGGAGCAGCAAAAGGAAAUUCAGGUGUAUAUAAUUGUUUUUAUAGACCAAUUAUUCUUAGUCAAUGCUGCAAUUCCUGUUGAAAUCCUAUAUUAGGAGCUGUUUGGUUGGAAGAGUUUCCAAUUUAGUGAUUGCAUCAUUAUCUUUGCAGUUGAAGGAUGCUAAUUAUGUUAGAUGUUAUGUUUAUACAAGGUUUUCAACAUUUUCUCCAUCCCAAACUAGUCAAUUUGAAAACCUAACAAGUUCAUCUGAGCUUCAAAUAGUUGUUAAUAAAAUUCAUGUGGGUUGUAGUGAAGAUGAGAUUGUGAUUUCUUUGAUAAAUGAUGAAGCUUGUGAGGCAAUUAGUGUAAGUCAUACCCUUGUAUAUAUGUUGCUUUGUCAGUUCCAAGAUGAUUGGAAAUCUGCUUUAGGCGUUUUUAGAUGGGCUCAAUCGCGCCCUUAUUUCGAGCAUUGGCCUGAAGCUUAUGAUUCCAUGAUAGACAUAUUAGGUAAGGCAAAGCAGUUUGAUAAGAUGAGUGAAUUGGUGCAAGAAAUGACGGAGAAGAAUUUGGUUAGCCUUAGAACUAUGGUGAAAGUAAUGAGAAGGUUUGCGGGUGCUCGUAGAUGGAAAGAUGUUGUUAGGACAUUUGACGAGUUGGGUACUUUUGGUUUAGAGAAGAAUGUCGAGUCAAUGAAUUUCUUACUUGAUACGCUUUGCCGAGAGAAACAGGUGGAAAUGGCUCGUGCUAUUUUCAUGGAGCUUAAAUCUCAUAUUAAGCCAACUGUGCACUCGUUUACUAUUUUCAUAAAUGGUUGGUGCAAAAUAAAACGUGUUGAAGAAGCAUAUUGGACACUUGAAGAGAUGAAGGGGCAUGGUUUUUCUCCUUGUGUGAUAAGCUAUUCAACUAUCAUUCAAUCUUACUGCCGGUUAUCUAAUUGGGAAAAGGCAUAUGAGUUACUUGAGAUGAUGGAAUCUAGGGGUUGCCAACCGAAUGUUAUUACUUAUACAACUAUGAUGUCGUCGUUGUCAAAGGCAAACAAACUAGAAGAAGCCUUACAAAUUGCCGAAAGAGUGAAAUCCGCCAGAUGUAAAGCCGACACUCGAUUUUAUAACGCCUUGAUAAAUACCCUUGGAAAAGCUCAACGAAUAUGGGAUGCCUAUAACGUUUUUAAGGUGGAGAUGCCUAAGAGUGGUAUUGAUCCUAAUACUUGUACAUACAAUACAUUAAUUGCCAUGUUUUGUCACCAUGGCCAAGAUGAGAUGGCUUUCAACAUUUUAGAAUGCAUGGAAACGGCAUCCUGUAAGCCUGAUCUCGUGACAUUCAAUCCAUUGCUGAAAGCUUGCUUCAAAUUGGGGAAUCCCGAUUGUCACUUGAGCAAACUAAUGGAUGAUAUGGCGAUGAAGCAUCAUCUGAGCCUCGAUGUUUCUACAUAUUCACUUCUAAUUCAUGGUCUUUGUAGAGUGAAUAAAGGCGAGUGGGCUUUUCGCUUGUUUGAGGAGAUGAUAAGUAAGGAACUGACACCCAAUCGUGAAACAUGUUUUAAGCUUCUAGAAGUUGUUAAACAGAAUAACAUGUAUGAUGCUGCUGAAAGAGUUGUGCUUCACACAAGGAACUUAAAGGAGCAGCAAAAAUUUCCAGGUUUCAAGAAAAAGCAUUGCUAUAUUGAAGAGUAAUAGCUUUCAAGACACUGAUUCUCUCCCUGCCUGGUUUACUGAGAAAGGUGCAUAUGUGUUAUGAAAUGCUGCAGAAAUUAUUCCUCUAAACUUGUUAUAACUCUUUCAUUAUUUCCCUGAGUGGGCCAUUUUUUUCUCGAGCCGAGGGACUCUAUUGGCCACAUCCUCCUUAUGGGUAUAGAUUGUUGCCUUCUUUCCCUCCCUGGACCCUGAUCAUUUCGUAGGGACGGGAUACACUUGGUACGAUAAUUAUGUGAUGAAUUGGGUCAAAUGGUCCUGUCACACGUUUGAGGACAACCAACUGGACACACAAAGCUAAUUUUUAUCCACCUUGAGGACAAGGUGAAACUUCAGGUGAUCGGUAAUGUGAUGAAUUGGGUCAAAUGGUCCAAGGGCAUUAUCGAAAUUUCAUAUUAAUUAGUCUUUGUAUUUUUGUAAAUUAAAUAGUUGUUAUUCUUAAUUGUCUUUUAGGGCUUAGGCUAUAUAUAGAUCCACCCUUGUAAUAAAUAAUAAGCUUUUGAUUAGUGAAUAAUAAAGGAAGUGUCCUUUUUGGAAGUUAGUGGGCAGACUCGAAUUGUCCAUAAUAUCUAGUUUCGGUAACGAGUCCAGCUGAAUUACAGAUUAUGAUUUCGGUGUCCUUAUUUUUUUUAAUAGCUACACUUCUCUCAAAAAACCCCAAUGUUUCUGGGAAAGCAUAACAUAAGAUGAUAGGAGCCGUAGUCGAUCUUUGCAUCUCCUGUUCUGCCUAUGCUUAUUGCUUUAGUAUUCCAUGGAUCCAUGUAUCCUUUCUUCUUAAUUUUGCUGCUCAUAUAGGUUAUUAUAAUAUAUAUUUGCUAGAACUAGUUAUUUUAAUUAAACAAAAGAAUAAAAGAUUCUAAGAAAAAAACAGAAUAAUAGAAAAAAAAAAAAAAACAUUCUUAUAUUUGUGAAAUCAUGAAUAGAAUUUGUAUUUUUUGGCAGACAUAAUCAUUGUCCUUAAUAAUAAU